UACCCUAAAAUCACGACUAUAAGACGUUCUUAUACGAAAAAAAAGUUGAAAAAUAGUCAUACAUCAUACAGUAAUUUAGUUAAUUGGUGCGGGUUAUAGCCGUUAUAUUACUUUAUGGGAAAAAAUAUCUAUAGUCACGAUUUUAGGGUAGAUAGACACACAUAUGUAUAAAUACAACAUAGAUAAUCGAAUAGGACGAAUCUAUCGAUUGUUUGUUUGUUUGAAUGUACCGUUUUCAAAUAAAAAUAUUUCUUCAACAUCGUGAAGCACACCCACAUGCACAUAAAACAAUACAGAAAUACAAACAAACACCCAUUCAUUUGCUAACCUCAUGCAAUAAUUUCACCACAUUUGUAUGCGUAAAUUCAACAACGCAUUUAAAUACACACAUACCAUCACAAUAUAAACAACAACACAUAAUUUUUUUUUGCUUUAUUUUUUCACUUUUAUUUGUAUAAAUUUUGAUGAUUUCUUUAAUUAUUGGAUCUUAUACAUGCAAAAAACAUCCUUUUGGAUGACUCACCAUAAACAAAGUAUUAUUAUUAUUGUUGUGACAAUUAGAAUCCGGAAUUGAUACUUUUUAGAUUUUCGGACCAUCAUUGGCCUCAUUAUUUUUUUCUGUUAAUGAUGAUGAUUGAUGAUGAUGUUAAGUUUAUUUCAUUUAAAAUGUCAAGUUUAUCUGAUGUAACGUACUAUGUGAAUGUAUUAUUGUGAGCAAGUUUUUUUUAUGAAAUCAAUUGUUAUUGUCUUUCUGUUGUUGAAUGAUGAUGUUGUAUUCUGAAUUGAUUCAUUAAAAAUAAUUAAAACGAUUAUUUUCAAUUCUUAAAAUAUCAACAUUUUCAUUAUUGAACACACCAUGACCACUUUGCAGAAAGCGAUUGAUCUGGUGACCCAAGCAACAGAAGAAGAUAAAGCCAAGAAUUAUGAAGAAGCACUUCGAUUAUACAAACAUGCAUGUGAAUAUUUUAUGCAUGCAAUUAAAUAUGAAGCUCAAACAGAUAAAGCCAAAGAUAGUAUUCGACAAAAAGUUUUCCAAUACAUUGAACGUGCAGAAAAAUUGAAUGAUUAUAUUAAAAAAAUAAAAAUCGAAAAUAAACCUGUCAAAGAUAAUCCAACAAAUGGUACAAAAACCAAAGAUGACUCAGAUGAAGAUGAUGAUAAAGAAGAGGAUAAGGAGAAGAAAAAAUUGAUGGCUCAAUUGGAAGGCGCAAUGGUCAUUGAAAAACCAAACAUACGAUGGGAUGAUGUUGCUGGCUUAAAGAUGGCUAAAGAAGCAUUAAAAGAGGCUGUGAUAUUGCCAAUUAGAUUUCCUAAUCUAUUCACUGGUAAACGUAAACCAUGGAAAGGCAUCCUAUUGUUUGGACCACCUGGUACUGGUAAAUCUUAUCUGGCUAAAGCUGUCGCCACUGAAGCUAGCAAUUCGACUUUCAUUUCGGUUUCCUCCUCAAAUCUUGUAUCAAAAUGGCUUGGUGAAUCGGAAAAAUUGGUCAAAAAUCUUUUUGAAUUAGCCCGUGAAAAUAAACCUAGUAUUAUUUUCAUCGAUGAAAUUGAUUCAUUAUGUUCAUCACGUUCUGACAAUGAAUCUGAAUCUGCACGUCGUAUAAAAACCGAAUUCCUUAUUCAAAUGCAAGGUGUCGGUAAAGACAUGGAAAAUAUAUUGGUAUUGGGAGCCACUAAUAUACCAUGGGUUCUUGAUUCGGCCAUUCGAAGACGUUUCGAAAAACGUAUCUAUAUACCAUUGCCCGAUGAAGAGGCACGAUACGUUAUGUUAAAGAUGAAUAUUGGAGAUACUCCUAAUUCAUUGUCCGAACAAGACCUAAGAGCAUUAGCUGAUCGUACUGAAAGGUUUUCAGGUGCCGAUAUUUCUGUUCUUGUUCGUGAUGCCUUGAUGCAACCUGUUCGUAAAGUCCAAAGCGCCACUCAUUUUAAAAGAUGUCGAGGACCUAACCCUAGGAAUCCAAACGAAAUUGUCAACGACCUUCUAACACCGUGCCUACCGGAAGAAUCUGGUGCUAUAAAAAUGUCAUGGACUGAUGUAGCCAGCGAUAAAUUGUUGGAACCACUUGUAUCAAUGUCUGACAUGUUGAAAUCAUUGGCUAAUGCUAAACCAACGGUAAAUGAAGCAGAUCUUGAUAAAUUACAAGAUUUUAUGCAAGAUUUCGGUCAAGAAGGUUGAUUAAUUAAUCCCAUGUUUUAGUCGAUAAUAAAAUUUUAUUGAUUUAUUUUUUAAUGAAAAAAAAUCGAAAAAACUUA
This is a messenger RNA of Dermatophagoides farinae (American house dust mite), 2253 nucleotides long. Lineage: Eukaryota; Metazoa; Arthropoda; Arachnida; Sarcoptiformes; Pyroglyphidae. The record is from RefSeq and is a predicted model, not a curated record.